Messenger RNA from Acanthoscelides obtectus, 396 nucleotides. The record is from the annotation of a GenBank genome assembly. Lineage: Eukaryota; Metazoa; Arthropoda; Insecta; Coleoptera; Chrysomelidae.
CUUCAUGCUUUCCGCAGAUUCCUCAUUUGUUCGAAUUACAGCAACAAAUGAAGAAUCCACUGCCCAAGAGCGAGAACUUGGCCCCUUGCUUCUCCCUGCCGCCUUCCAAGAAGAUAGGAGUAGAAGGCACCUCAUCAGUCGAAUUUUCAACAAAGCUAUCGAAGUCUGAAAACCUUUCCAGCUUACAAAAACCGCAAUAAUUUCCAGAAUCAGCCGAUAAACAUCCAAAGCCGAAAUAAUAAUUUUCAAAAACGCUAUCCAACAAAUCGAGAAGUUUUCGGCCCACCCAGAAACACGAACGUCUUCAACUAUAUCAAAUAGAUGACACUCAAAACGACGAAAGUUACGAAACUGAACAACCCGAAUCCAGUGAAGAGAGGCCCAAGAAAGAUGCAA